Messenger RNA from Rhagoletis pomonella (apple maggot), 3049 nucleotides. It is a transcript of the gene Dr, whose product is annotated as muscle segmentation homeobox. Gene Ontology annotation, biological process: embryonic morphogenesis; regulation of transcription by RNA polymerase II. The transcript is spliced from 2 exons. Gene Ontology annotation, molecular function: DNA-binding transcription factor activity, RNA polymerase II-specific; RNA polymerase II transcription regulatory region sequence-specific DNA binding. NCBI's taxonomy places the organism in Eukaryota, Metazoa, Arthropoda, Insecta, Diptera, Tephritidae. Gene Ontology annotation, cellular component: nucleus. The record is from RefSeq and is a predicted model, not a curated record. The coding region runs from base 801 to 2525 and encodes 574 amino acids.
CCUCAAUGCUCAGCCGCCUUGGAUUGCGAGUAUUCAGUUGUAGACCAGUCGUGAUCUCAAGCGGAUGUGUUGUCCGUAGUAGUUCGUUCGUACGUACGAUCGCAAGCCAUAUGUUCUUGAUACGCCAAGGGCAAAGUAAAAGUGGAGAACGCCAAGCCAUCAGAUUAAUUGUUGGCGUUAAGAAGUGACAAAUCGUUAGCGUCGCGUUUGAUUAAAAAUAUAAAUUGAUUACAUUUUCAAUUAAUUUAGUUUGAUAAGAAAUUGCAAUCGCCGCAAUUGUGUUACACAAAAUUUAACGAAAAAAAAACUGGUUUUGAAUUUCUGACUACUGAAUUGUUUCGUUUAUUCUUUGUUAUUGUUGGGAAGUUAAUGAGAACGCGUGCAAACUGUCGAAUUAGUCAUUAAUUAAAAAUUAAUUAAGCAAACAAAUUUGCGGACCAACAAAGGUUAUAUGUAUCCCCAUUUGGUCGUGCAAAAAUAAACAAAAAACCAAAAUUAAAACAAAUAAAAGUGAAAAAAUAAACACAAACCAAACGAAAAAAACCACACCGCAGUGUUCGCCUAAUUAGUGCGCGAAUUUUUAAUUACAUUUAACCACAAAGAAUACAUUCGAAAUAUGCGGUCCGCGAGGCUAGCCGCCUGUGCUUUGUGAAAGUGUUCCAGCCUGGCCGCCAAACGCUUUCUGAUUCAUUUCCAAUUUUCAAUUCAACCGGAAGUGUGCCCUUACGCAACACCUGAAUUGGUGGUAGCCAUCAGCAUUGCCAGCAGCAAUCUCGUCGUCAUCGCCACCUCGCUGCCCCAUGUUAAAGCUGUCAUCCACAGGAAUGACUGUCACUGGUUUACGCACAAGCAUGACAAGCCCGACGGUGCCGCCACAAACCGCAUCUGCCGCCAUCACCACCACCAUGACCCUGACCAGCCCCAGUACGAUUGUUGUCAGUCCCGCACACCUUAUUAGCGGCAAUAAUAACAACUCCAAUCACAAUAACAACAACAGCGCUACCAACAACUUGCACCGCAACGGCAGUAAUAGCAGCCCCACAUCACCUUCCACGCUCCUGCUUACGCAUCAGCAACACCAAACUCUGCAACAGCAAUUGUUGCCACUGCAUACGCAAUCGCUGCACAAUCACCCGCAUCAGUUGAAUAAAACCAGCUCGCGUUUAAGCAAUUUCAGCGUCGCUUCCCUCCUGGCCGAUACGCGACCAGCGGCAACGCUAUCGCCAACGCGCACCCACAGCGCGGAAGCCAUGCAAACGGAGCCGCGUAAUUUGUCCAAUAAUACACCAUCUGUCACGUUAUCACCUGUUUCGCCUGCCGGUUCCUCACCCGCCUCACCGACCGCUGCACAAAACGGCCAAGCGCAUCCACCACACGCGCCUCAGCAUCCACAUCCACAUCCCCACGCUCAUUUUCAUCCUGCAGCCGUUGCACAUCAUGCACAUUUGUUGCAUGCCGCCGCAGCCGCACACGCGCAGCAACAACACGCCGCCGCGGUGGCAGCCGCUGCUGCUGCGCAACAAGCUGCAGUAGCGGCGGCGGCAAAUGCGGGUGCGCCCCAACAUUUGCACAGCUCCUCAGCGCAUUUACGUCACACAUUAAGCGGCAGCUCAGCGGAAGCGGCCACCAAUCUAGUUACCACGGAAGGUGGCAACAAUGCGCAACAACAACAGCAGCAUUCUUCAGCGCGUCUUGGUUCACCAGCCGCGCAUGCAAGCGGCAACAGCAUCGAGACAUCGUCCUCAUCAUCGGCAACGGUGUUGCUGGCCAAACAUGAACGUCACUCGCCCAUCGGUAGUUCGGUGGACUCUGAGCUGGAGUAUGAUGAUGAUUACAAUGAACAUGACCAUGAUGGAGAGCAUGAACAUGAUGAGGAAGAGGAUUCGAUUGUGGACAUUGAAGAUAUGAAUGCCGACGAUUCGCCGCGUUCAACGCCAGACGGUAUGGAUAGCAGUAAAUCGCCGGAGGCGCUAAGCAGUCACAUGGCUAACUCACCGCAUCUACUCUCGCCGGCGGCGCUGGCGGCUUCGGGUCAUGUACCCAUCAGACCGACACCGUUCAGCGCGCUGGCAGCGGCGGCGGUGGCGUGGGGCGGCAUUGGCGCUGGAGUGCCGUGGCCGGGUGCGCGUCAAAUGCCACCAUUCGGGCCGCCUGGGCUGUUUCCAGGACAAGGAUUCGGCGGAGGUGACAACAACGAACCGCCACGCAUCAAAUGUAAUCUGCGCAAACAUAAACCAAAUCGCAAACCCCGCACACCUUUCACCACUCAACAGCUACUCUCACUGGAGAAGAAAUUCCGCGAAAAACAAUAUCUGAGCAUAGCGGAGCGUGCUGAAUUCUCCUCAUCUCUGCGGCUAACCGAAACCCAAGUGAAAAUUUGGUUUCAAAAUCGACGCGCCAAAGCGAAACGGCUGCAAGAAGCGGAAAUAGAGAAAAUCAAAAUGGCUGCACUGGGACGUGGCGGACCGGGCGCGCAAUGGGCGAUGGCCGGCUACUUUCAUCCGAGUCUAAUGCAUUUGGGAUAAAAAGGCAGUGCAAGCAUGCAGUGAUUUGAAUUUGCAAAAGAAAUCCUUAAAAAAAAAUGGAUUCAACUGCAGUGAUCGCUCCUUGAACGCAACACACACACGCAUACACACACAUAUACACAUACAUAUGUAUACACUCUGAGUCAUGUUGCAGUUCACUUACCCAGUUCAGACAUGCACAAGCACACAAUUUUUCAUUAGAUACGCAAGCUGCAGUGGGAUUCUUAAAUUCGCUAUCGGCAAAGACUCUAUGCGCUGGAAAAGAUUUCAGUUUAGAACUACUACAGUGAAUUUUUUAGAGACCGCAAACGCAAUAUGUACGAAAAUGUGUAAUAAUUUUUUAGUUUGCAUUGCAGCUUUAGCGGCGUCUAGGCAUCCCACUGCUAACCUUAGUUUAUAAUUUAUAAAUACAAUUGUUUGUAUUUGUAGUUUUACUUACCCAAAUUGCUGUGAUGUUAGCGCAUUUUACAUUUUAACUGUAAAUAAAUGUAUAUAAAGAAAUAAAUUUAAAAGAAAAACUAAAA